Molecule: messenger RNA, 2571 nt
Organism: Amorphotheca resinae ATCC 22711
Lineage: Eukaryota; Fungi; Ascomycota; Leotiomycetes; Helotiales; Amorphothecaceae
Exons: 4
Coding region: 1-2571 (856 amino acids)
Cellular component (GO): U5 snRNP
Molecular function (GO): protein binding
Source: RefSeq, a predicted model, not a curated record
AUGUCUUCGAGAUUCUCAGCAGCGCGACCGAGUCGCGCAGGCGAACAGUUUGCGCGAACUCACCACCAUGAGGAUGACGACGCAGGCCCCUCCUCCAAAAAGCCCAAAUUCGAUCUCCGCAACCCUUCAGCACUCGCCCCCGACGCCCCAGAAGAAGAUGCCAUUCUAGAAGCCGAUGUUAUCGGGGGCUCUGGAGCUGGCACCAAACGUGGGGCGGUGAAUCUAGACGGAUAUGAUAGCGAUUCAGAUAACGAAGGCUUUGAUGCGCGGGCAGAAGAAAGAGCCAAAGGAAAGAAGGGCGAUGUCAAUCUGGCAGAUGCAUUAGAUGGAUACUCGAAAGACAAAAGCAGCGGUGGGCCGGGCAAAUCAGAAAUGGAAGAAGAUGCAGAUAUGUUUGCGGAUUUGGAAGAUGACUUUGCAGAUGGAGAUGAGGAUGAGGGCAAGACGGGGAAGAAGGGCAAGGCCGUGAGAUUUCUAGAAGAUGAUGAGAUUGAGGGACAGGUUCUGAGUAGUAAGAGUGGCGGCCAUAUAUCGGGGAAUUUUGCUCUGGACCCAAAAGGGAAAUUAUCCUCUCACGCGAUGGAUGAUCAGGAGAGUAGUGAUGACGAAGAGGAUGCAGCUUUGGCGGCCCAGGAGGAGGAUGUAGAUGAGGAAGUUGGCGCUGGUGGACUGAAGAGAAACGCCCCUAAAGUUGAUGCAUUCAACAUGAAGGCAGAACAGGAAGAGGGCAGAUUCGAUGAAGCAGGAAACUACAUUCGAAAAGCAGCAGAUCCAGACGCGAUACAUGACUCAUGGCUCGAAGGCGUCAGCAAGAAGGAUAUGAAGAAGGCAGCAGAAGCACACGAGAAGCGAGAGGCGGAAAGGCGGCAAAAGAGGCUUGAAGACGACGCAAUGCUCUUGCCGGACAUAUUACGGACAUUAAUUCUACGCUUAGAGAAGGGGGAGACAGCCUUGGAAGCAUUGGCGAGACUAGGAAAGGGUCAAGCUAAAACGAAGAAGAUCCCAAAGUGGAAAUUGAAGAAGCAGAAGAAGAAUGGCAAUGAUAUGGAUGUGGAUACAGAGAAGAAAGCUGAAGACCCGGAACAAGCCAAAAUUGUGGAAGCGAUCGAUGCUAUUACUGGUGCCGCGGAUCAGCUGCUCACGAGAGGCCAAACGGAUAUUUAUGAACAGGAGAGGGAAAUGCUCAUUCGACAAUAUCGACGGGAGACAGGCGAGGAUUGGGUCGAACCACCUGCUGAGGAGAGUGUAGAAGAAGAAAUCGAUGGCUCGAGACCGGUGAAAUUGUGGGAAUUUCGAUGGACCGAUGGACGAGAUGGGGGAGCGAAGCAGGGCCCAUAUGACGGCGCUACGAUGUUGGCAUGGCAAGAUGCUGGCUAUUUUGGCGAAGGGGUUGAAUUCAGAAAAGCUGAGGAUGAGGGGCCCUGGAGUCGGGUCGUGGACUUUAAUCGAGAAACCCGACGAGGAACCCUAGCAGCAACAGCCAUAGCUUCGACAUCAGGCCAGGCUUCAGGUUCAGAAUUGAAUGGAGACGCAGAAGCCGAACCACGACCAAUAACGCUAUCAGAAGCCGAGCAAGAGGCUAUUGCCCAGAGAGUAGCCCUUCUUAAACUUGAAAAGAAGAAGAGGAAUGGCAAGUUCUCUCACUAUGAAUACUACAUAUCUGGGGUUAGCCAAUUGCCGCACCCCCGGGACUUCCCUGACUACGAGGAGAACCCAUAUGCCACCAUCAAGGUGCCCAGGAAAUACUCAGCCAUUGCUACAGAAUACUGGGAAAUAAACAAUCCUCGGAGAAGGAAUCCUAUUCCAAAAAACAAUGUUUUCUUUGAUGUGGCUAAUCUCUGGGAGAGUAAUCCAUGCCAACAAGAGCAAGGCCGAGAUCCUAUUGGCGUACCAAUCCAUACUCACUGUUGGGAUAUAGUCGAACGUGUCAUUGGUCCCUGCAGGACUAGUCAUGACCUGGAGCGGUUGGUGAACGUUUUAUACAAGCAAUGGACGAGGAAAUUGUUCUUUGGCAUCGAUAACUGUGUCAAGAUUCUAAACAACCGCAAAAUUUGGGAUCCCGUACUACCACAUCGCGAUCCAGAUGCAACCCCCUGUCAUCCGGAGUCCUGGAUGCCACUGGUGAAUCCUCUCGACAGUAAAAUAGUUCGGCGCCUCCUUACCGGCAGUAUAAAGGAGUCCAACAGGGCAGAAAGGCACCAGACUCUGAGAAGCUGGCGGUUCUGCCCGCAGCAUUUGAAUUAUGGCAAAAAUAUUCCCCUGGAAAUAAUGUAUAAUAUCCUUGAUCAUAUACAGAGUACGGAUGACUUGGUAGCUCUAAAGGUGUUAGGAUGGCAGGCCCCGGACUCAUACUGGCUGAGUCGUAUCCCGCGAGACAUAUUUCUUGAACUCGACGAAGAAUUACAACAACUAAAAUCGACAGUGGUUGUUGACUGGCCGUUCUUCUGUCUAAAGGCGGAGAGGCUCAUGGAGACCUCGCAUAGUCUACUCAAUCGAAAGAGGAUUUUUAGAAUUGUGGGAUCGGUGAAAUCUCUUCUUCAGAAAGAGGAUAUGAGUAGUUUUAAUCGCUAA